This is a messenger RNA of Rhododendron vialii, 1406 nucleotides long. RefSeq lists its product as uncharacterized. The transcript is spliced from 3 exons. The record is from RefSeq and is a predicted model, not a curated record. The coding region runs from base 1 to 951 and encodes 316 amino acids. Lineage: Eukaryota; Viridiplantae; Streptophyta; Magnoliopsida; Ericales; Ericaceae.
AUGGAGAAAAUGCAAACGGGUAAGGACAAGCCAAGGUCAGGAAUUCCUUGCAAAACAGAAAAGGGAAAGGCAAAGAAAGGGAAGACUAGUAAAGUGAUCAAGGACAAGAACACCAAGGCCAAGGGCAAGAAAGUGGAACCUGGAAUGUCCAGCUUAAACACUGUGGUGAAGCUACUGCAGACUAUUCCUAACGGGGAAUUUACAGCACGUCAAAUACAAGAGAUCAAGAAAACACCCUUUGCGGAUCUUGUGUUUGGGAUUGUCGAAGCGAAGCUGGAUGAGGCAUAUGUAAGGAAGAGCGAUACUGGCGUUUUGAAGUUGGUAAAACAAUAUGAAGGGAUAGGUGAAAGUUUCAAAUUGGGGGGCGACUCUAUCAAGGUAACAAAGAAAGUGAUUACAAUUAUAUUUGGGAUACAGUCUGGUCCUACGAGGAUUGUUAUAAAUCCAACUCCAAGGGUCCCAAAAUCAGAUUUUGCAGAUCGACUUUGCCCUGGUCCGAAAGGGCAAAGGAUAUUGACCAUUCCGAUACUGAGGGACUUCUUUGCCAAGGCUGUUAAAGGUACCACUUUGAAGGAUGCGAAGGACUUGGUGCGUGUCCUCUGCCUUUUGUUAAUAGAGACGCUGUUUUUCCCAAACACACAAACCAGAGUGAGUUGGGCUUACUUGGAUUUCAUUGAACCUUUGGAAAACAACACAUUGUACAAUUGGUCAAGCUUCAUAACUGAAGAGGUCAUCCAUGAACUAAAUCUAAGGGGAUCUUCGAAUCCAACAAAAGUGGGAGGAUGUGUAAUGGGACUCAUGUAUUGGCUUUGUGAGCAUGUGCGUUUAAUUAAUCAAGGAGAUCCACACAACAUUCCAAGGUUCAUCAAGUGGAGGCUUGGUGACUUAAGCAAGGAAUUGUGUACAAUCAACUUGGACUCUCUCAAUCCUCUUUUGGUAAACAUGAUAUAGGGUUAUAUGUAUUUCCCGUAGAAGUUGUAUAUCAUUAUGAAACAUUGUAGUGCUACAUUGUAAACACAUGAAUGUUUACUGUGUAUUUUUCAAGGUAAUCUCCUCGGAGUUGGAGCCAAACGAUAAUGAGGAAGAGUUGUUCAGGUUUCCCGCGGACCCCAAACACAAUAUUGAUGAGAAGACUCAACAGUUGAAGACAGCAGUUGAGAAGUCGGGCAAUGAGGUCGUGGAGGAUACAACUGAUGACGAGAUGGAUAGUGAGUAGGAUGAUAUCGAACAAGGCAGCGAAGUGGUAACCCUCCGAGUUAGAAUCAGAAAGUUAACCAAAGACAAUGCAGAAAAGGACCGGACAAUUUAUGAGCUUCGAAAAGAAAACAUGGAGAAAAAUGCUACGAUUUUGGAUCUUAGGAAGAGGAUUAUAGAGCUUCAACAAACCAUAACACCUGAUUUGGGAU